This is a messenger RNA of Fusarium venenatum, 852 nucleotides long. RefSeq lists its product as uncharacterized. The record is from RefSeq and is a predicted model, not a curated record. NCBI's taxonomy places the organism in Eukaryota, Fungi, Ascomycota, Sordariomycetes, Hypocreales, Nectriaceae.
AUGGCAAUGACCAGCGCUUUAGGGGACCAGGACGGUUCACACUAUAGGGCACCAGGAACUGCCAGAUCUUCAACAGCAGCUUCCACCACUUCCAGUUCCACCAGAAUCGCCCUCUUCAACUCCCUCACGCCAUCAAGUACCGCUCUUGUGAGCGAGUGCGCAGAUACACCAUACCGUCCACUACCAAGAUCAUUGAAGAUAUCAUGGCAGUGGAAUAAACUACGAACGUUCUUUAUCGGCACUGAAUCCAGCUCAAAGAUGUUUGCCGUAACAGAACACUCUGGACUUUUCGGUCGUACUUCAGGUGCGCCUUGCUUGCUCCUACACAACGGCCCUACCGGAAAGGAUCCGAUAUUAGCAGCAGCUGGCGAAACUUUGCGAGACGGUCUGUCCGAUCCAGGUGUUUUAGAAAGCAUUGUCAAUGUCUCUGGGGCACCCGGAACGGAUAACAGAGUUGCUACCGAGAUUGUUCAGGCACUAUACGAUGAUAUUGAACAAUGUAUUGUAUUCCGAUGGGCAAUCGAAUCAAAACCAGAAGAGGCAGGACAAGAUGGCAUCUUCACGAGAGAAGAGUUUGAAUGGACGAUGACACCGAUACAAGCGGCAACAGACGCUAAAUACUGCCACGAAUUCAAGCUGUACCGUGUUGGCGAUGUGAAGGCGCCGAAUGAGUACCUGGCUAUGGCUUCAUGGAAAGAGGCAGCAUGGAAGACCUGCAAGAUUGAUUUCUCAGAUAAUGGAAUCCAGAAAGGUUUUGGAGACCGGUGGUCUCUUAUGGUUAUUAUGUCUGCAUUGCGGAUGUGGCAGCUUGGUCGAUCAGGACAAGCAUCACUAGAGUACGUAUCAAAUUGA